CCCAGGUCACCUUUCUUGCGCUCUUUCCCCAAGGCCCAGCCCCCGACCCUUGGCCUGCUGCCUCAGCAGUUCCUAGAACCCGGGCGUUCAGGGAAGGUGGCCCUGGACCCCACUCGGUGCAGUGGGAGCUGAUUUUCUUACAUGUUAAGUGUUUUGCUCUCCUGAAGGUUUCUUGUAAGACCAUUCUGUGUUGUUCCUCACCAGGGGCCGCCUGCCUACCUCCAGGUGAACGCUGCUUUAGGGGAGAAGGAACUGCUUCCGCAGCCCCCACUCCCCAGUGGUCCAGACCCAGCGCCACAGCCCCUUGUGUUGUGCUGGUGUGGUUCACCGGGGUUGGCGCAGGGCUCAGGUCUUCUCCGCUCUCAGCUUUGUUUGGGUCUCCUUGGUUCCUGUCUCUCUGAUGCCUGCCCAACCCACAAAGGAGAUGGUGGCCUUGGGGUUACAUCAGUAGGUUGUUUCCGAGGAUAAGUAGCAAGCAGCUGGCAUUUACCAGUGCUUUGUCCCCAGAGAGGUCUGCAGAACCCCCACGCCCACCCUGCCCCUGGGCUUUAGGCACAGCACUAUCCAUCUCUGGGUGGACUCUGUUGCAGGUGACAGCGUGGCUACACCAGUGUCCUGUGCGGUGGAGUUGUAAUUUCUCUCCCUUUGAAGAUCAGACAUGCUCCUUUUGAUGGCCUGUUUCGCCUUAGUGUUACAUGGGCCUGUGCAAGACUUCAGUCUGAAGCCCCAUGUGCAGACUCAUUUUCGAAUGGUAGAGCUGAGUAUCAGUCCAACCAGUGGCAUUUGCAAGCAUGUCUAUGGCUUCUCUUUUAACGAUGCGUCCCUGGUUGGAUAGCACCUUCAUGAGGUGUAUUCAGGUAGCACGGUCUGUCAUGUUAGAGGAAACAGUCAUUGGUUUUGGACUGAGAUUGUUAAGCCGAAGCUGGAUUGAGCUGCAGUUUUUUUCCCUCUGCAGUGUGAGUCUUAAUGCAGGAUGCCCAAGCUGCACCCUAGGCUGCUUCUCCGAGGGCAGGAUGUGGAAACUCUUGGGGAAGAGCCCACUCUGGUAUAUUCUUGCGGUUUUUCAGUAGUACUGCAUGGGCUUGGAGUCCUGUGAAUGUUGGUGUUCGGAAGGCAGCCUUGCAUCUGCAGUCUGUGCAGGGAGCAGCGAGGCCCACCCAUAGGUGCUGACCACUGGCUGCGUACUCCUGUGUGUUCACACAGAGCUGUUAACAUGAUUGCAUCCCCUAGGCUUCAUUUUAUGGUUUGGAUGUGCUCCCAGGCUUGUGCACUCUGAAGCUCAGUGUCCUGACAUUUGACAGGUUGGUUUCUGUCACGAAACCUUUCUUUUCUUUUUUUCUUUUUGAUGUGUCAAAGGCUCCUGGAAUCCCUUGUGUUUUGUUUGCAUGCUUUGUGCUGCAUUUCUGCAGAUGCCUGGAUAGCGUAAUAGGAAGCCCUGCUGUGUGUCUUAGGAUCACAGAAGAGGCCUCCAUUAAAGGAUUUGCUUAGCAGAUAGGCUAUUCCCUUGUGACUCUCCACCAGAGGUUUCCUGCCACGUGGGCUUCAGAGCAAUGGCCACGGAGGAGAAGAAGCCCGAGACAGAGGCUGCAAGAGCCCAGCCCACCCCUUCCUCAUCCGCUACACAGAGCAAGCCCACACCUGUUAAACCAAACUAUGCUCUGAAAUUCACCCUGGCCGGCCACACAAAAGCUGUGUCCUCCGUGAAGUUCAGUCCCAAUGGAGAGUGGCUGGCAAGCUCAUCUGCUGAUAAACUUAUUAAAAUUUGGGGAGCCUAUGACGGGAAGUUUGAGAAGACCAUCUCUGGUCACAAGCUGGGAAUAUCGGACGUAGCCUGGUCAUCAGAUUCCAAUCUCCUCGUUUCUGCCUCUGAUGAUAAAACCUUGAAGAUCUGGGAUGUGAGCUCGGGCAAGUGUCUGAAAACGCUGAAGGGGCACAGUAACUACGUCUUCUGCUGCAACUUCAACCCACAGUCCAAUCUCAUCGUCUCAGGGUCUUUUGAUGAAAGUGUGAGGAUAUGGGACGUGAAGACGGGGAAGUGCCUCAAGACUCUGCCGGCUCAUUCAGAUCCAGUCUCAGCUGUCCAUUUUAAUCGUGAUGGAUCCUUGAUAGUUUCAAGUAGCUACGAUGGUCUCUGCCGCAUCUGGGACACCGCCUCGGGCCAGUGCCUGAAGACACUCAUUGAUGAUGAUAACCCCCCCGUGUCCUUUGUGAAGUUCUCUCCAAAUGGCAAAUACAUCCUGGCUGCCACUCUGGACAACACGCUGAAGCUCUGGGACUACAGCAAGGGCAAGUGCCUGAAGACGUACACUGGGCACAAGAAUGAGAAGUACUGCAUUUUUGCCAAUUUUUCUGUGACUGGUGGGAAGUGGAUCGUGUCUGGCUCUGAAGAUAACCUGGUGUACAUUUGGAACUUGCAGACGAAGGAGAUUGUCCAGAAGCUGCAGGGGCACACAGACGUUGUGAUCUCCACGGCUUGUCACCCGACAGAGAACAUCAUCGCCUCGGCUGCGCUAGAAAACGACAAGACCAUUAAACUGUGGAAGAGUGACUGCUAAGUGCCCUGGUGCCACAGGGGCUGUCGGGACGUUGACCCUGAUGGGCAAGAAACGUGGCAGAGGGGCCCAAUUCAGGCCUGAGGUGGCCGAGGGGAAGUGCACGCCACCAGAAGGUUCUAGAGGUUGCUGUGACACUUCUGCCAACUCUGCCCUGUCUGGGAGGAGAUCCCAGUCUGUUGUGCUCAGAGAGGCAACCAGAUUUUUAAUUUUUUAUUACAAGAGUGAAGUUCAAUUUAUCAUGGGUUGUGUUUUUUCCAGUAAUUGUUCUGUACAUUUUUGAUAUUUUAUUACCCAGUGGGAGCGCUGUGACCAGUCCCCUCCUGGGGCCCUGGGCCACUUUCCCGGCCCCUCCCACCCUCGCCUGCCACGUGGUGUCCUCACGCCGCAGCUCUGCCUGCCUGCCUGUCCGUCGACCCCUGCCUGUUGUAGUUCCCGGCGCGUUUCCAAGUCUUCCUGGAAAGUGCAGCACUGUAAGGUUGCCUGUGUGAAGUUCUGUGUUUUGGGAGUUGGAGGCUGGUGGCCUGGCAGCUUGGUGGCUGCAGACAGUUUCCCCUUCGUGCCCAGCACUCACACAGCUGCACACGAGCUGUAAUAAAAGGUGGGAUUUUAUAUACA
Messenger RNA from Ictidomys tridecemlineatus (thirteen-lined ground squirrel), 3170 nucleotides. RefSeq names its product WD repeat domain 5 (gene Wdr5). NCBI's taxonomy places the organism in Eukaryota, Metazoa, Chordata, Mammalia, Rodentia, Sciuridae. Gene Ontology annotation, molecular function: histone binding. Gene Ontology annotation, cellular component: Set1C/COMPASS complex. The record is from RefSeq and is a predicted model, not a curated record.